Molecule: messenger RNA, 1315 nt
Organism: Lycium ferocissimum
Lineage: Eukaryota; Viridiplantae; Streptophyta; Magnoliopsida; Solanales; Solanaceae
Exons: 2
Coding region: 391-1200 (269 amino acids)
Source: RefSeq, a predicted model, not a curated record
UCUCGUCCUUUCUUUGGUUAUUUGAUGGACAUAAACUCAAAAUUAAACUAGCUCUAUAAAUUCGUCAUCUCUUUACUAUUAGGGUUAGUGUGCCUCACAAGCCUCCUUGUUUUUCUCCUUGCUGUACAAACGCUUCUACUUCAGGGGACUGAGAUCACACGAGUGUCAGUAUGAAACGUUUAUGCAAAUCACCUGAUAAACAUGUUCUUGAGUUGUCUGAGGAUAUCAUAAUCGAAAUAUUACAUCGUUUGCCUUCAAAAUCUCUGGCAAGGUUUGUAUGUGUGUGUAAGCAUUGGCAGAAGCACAUUGCUGAUCCGUCUUCAGUUUAUUGUCGUUCUCCAUGAUGGAGUCCUCACCCCUACAUGAUGGGUUUCUUUUGUCAAGGUAGAGAUGAUAGUCUUAGAAAUUCAUUUUUUCCUCUCAUCAAGGAAAUCUUCAGAAGUCGUCGAUGGUAGUUUGGAUGAGUCGGUCAAUUUUCUUGGCAGGGGAGUGCACAUUAUUGCAUCCUCUAAUGGUUUCAUUCUUAUUGCUGAGGAUUUAAGAAAUCAGGGUGCUUACUAUGUUUAUAAUCCUGCAACGAGGCAGCAUGUGGUCGUCCCUACAACUCAAAUGUCCUGCAUAAGCGUUGCAUGUAUUGGAUUUCAUUGUAAAGUAGAUGACCCUGAAAAAGAUGUGAUCUCCUUUACUAUAGUUCGUUAUGAACAAUGGUUUGAUCUUUGUUCGAGUGUAACAAUUGAAAGCUUAUCUUCUGAGACUAAUGUGUGGACCACAAUUGAUCUCAUGCUAGAUGUACCUCUCAGCCUCUCCUUUUUUAGUUGGAUAAAAUUAGCAUCAGUUGGGAUAAUCGAUGGAGUAUUCUUUUGGAUCGACAAUAAUCAAAUGAUUGUUUAUUGUGAUAAUGUCAAUAGGCGUUUCUGGGCUUUGGAAUUGACUGAAGAUAUGGUGGGCGGAGACGCUUAUGCUCUUGGAGUAUCGGGUGGAGCUCUCUAUUAUGCAUUGUGUGAUGAGGCAGAGAUUACUGUGUGGUGCCUCGAGAGCAAUAUCCGUAGUCAAGAUGCACUAUGGGUCAUGAAGUAUGCUGCAAAUAUGAGUAAUGCACUACUUAAUUGUCCAGGGGCGCCUUUUGGACCUGAGAAUUCUAGUAUCGAGAUGACAAACAUGGAUAUUCAUCCUGUUAAUUCGCACAUCUUUUACUUGUAGGGGAUAAGGUUAGUAUUUCAUAUGACUUGGAAAAGAAUAUUACAGAACUUUUGUAUGAUAUCGGAGUGCCUAGUUCGGCCGCAUUCUACUUGUUCUUUUCUUAUGAGUGGCAUCA